This is a messenger RNA of Ceratitis capitata (Mediterranean fruit fly), 1998 nucleotides long. It is a transcript of the gene Vps4, whose product is annotated as vacuolar protein sorting-associated protein 4B. The record is from RefSeq and is a predicted model, not a curated record. Lineage: Eukaryota; Metazoa; Arthropoda; Insecta; Diptera; Tephritidae. The coding region runs from base 144 to 1466 and encodes 440 amino acids. Gene Ontology annotation, molecular function: ATP binding; ATP hydrolysis activity. The transcript is spliced from 7 exons. Gene Ontology annotation, biological process: endosomal transport; vacuole organization.
GAAACAAGUAAAGUCGGAUUAAAGGCAUCUUUUGUGUAAAUUUUAUAAUAAUUGAUCAUUUUGCAUAAACCCAGCCAGUAAUUUGAUUAAUUCCUCUUUGGAUCGCCUUAUUUGUGAAUACUGUACAAAGAGACGUGUCGAAUAUGGCAUCCGGUACCACUUUGCAAAAGGCUAUUGAUUUAGUGACCAAAGCCACGGAAGAAGAUCGUAAUAAAAAUUAUGCUGAAGCGUUGCGACUUUAUGAACAUGGCGUUGAAUAUUUUCUUCAUGCCAUUAAGUAUGAGGCGCAAGGUGAGAAAGCCAAGGACUCAAUACGCGCCAAGUGUCUGCAAUAUUUAGAUCGAGCUGAAAAGCUCAAAGAAUAUUUGAAGAAAGGCAAGAAGAAGCCAGUUAAGGAAGGUGAAUCAAGCUCGAAAGACGACAAAGACAAAAAAGAUGACAGUGACUCCGAUGGCGAAGAUCCUGAAAAGAAGAAAUUGCAAAGUAAAUUAGAAGGCGCAAUCGUUAUUGAAAAGCCACAUGUAAAAUGGUCCGAUGUAGCUGGUUUAGAUGCGGCUAAAGAAGCUCUGAAAGAAGCUGUAAUUUUGCCAAUUAAAUUUCCGCAUCUUUUUACCGGCAAACGUAUUCCGUGGAAGGGUAUCUUGCUAUUUGGCCCACCUGGUACCGGCAAAUCAUAUCUUGCCAAAGCUGUUGCUACAGAAGCGAACAAUUCAACAUUCUUUUCUGUGUCCAGUUCUGAUUUGAUGUCGAAAUGGUUAGGCGAGUCUGAAAAGUUGGUAAAGAAUCUCUUCGAAUUGGCACGACAACAUAAACCAUCAAUUAUAUUUAUCGAUGAAAUCGAUUCGAUGUGUUCCGCACGUUCGGACAAUGAGAAUGACAGUGUGCGUCGCAUUAAAACCGAGUUUUUGGUGCAAAUGCAAGGUGUGGGAAACGAUACAGAUGGUAUUUUAGUACUAGGCGCAACUAAUAUACCUUGGGUGUUGGAUUCAGCUAUUCGGCGACGUUUCGAAAAACGCAUCUACAUUCCGUUACCGGAAGCACAUGCACGUCUGGUUAUGUUUAAGAUACAUUUAGGCAAUACUACUCACGUACUAACCGAGGCUGACCUAAAAGAGCUUGCUUCGAAAACGGAUGGUUACUCAGGCGCUGAUAUAUCAAUUGUUGUGCGCGAUGCGCUUAUGGAACCCGUGCGUAAAGUGCAAACCGCCACACAUUUCAAGCGUGUAACUGGUCCAUCACCAACAAAUAAAGAAAUAAUAGUUGACGACUUAUUGGUGCCCUGUUCGCCUGGCGAUGAUGGCGCUACUGAAAUGUCCUGGAUGGACGUGCCUAGCGAUAAACUAUUUGAGCCUCCAGUAACAAUGCGCGACAUGCUGAAGUCUUUGUCUCGUACAAAACCAACUGUUAACGACGAUGAUUUAGUUAAGCUGCGUAAAUUUACCGAAGACUUUGGACAAGAGGGAUAAAGAGAAUACAAAAUUCUAAAGAAAAAUUAUUUUAUUAUAAACAUAAGUUAAUACUGUAUGCAAAAUGAACGAUUGUUGCCUAUUUGAUAAAAAAAAGGAGGAAAGAAUAUUUCAUGCUCCAGGCUAAAAUUAUUUGAAAAUAAUUGGAUAAAUUCGACAUAUAAUUUUCUCUGUUAAAAAGGAUUUAAAACUAUACACAUUUUCGUGAUAAAAUUUAGUACUAUACUUUUGUCUUUAUGUACACAUUGCAUUUUAUAAUUCUAUUCGGAAUGACCAUUGUAUGGAACAUACUCAAAUAUAGAAACAAAUCCUACAAAAUGCUGAAAUUGCCUUGAAAGCAGAAAUGGAAUCUAGCGCUGGUAAACACUUAAGAAAGUCAGGUAUUUUUUAGAUAGAAUGUGGCUAAGCCUAUUGGCUAGUUGAUUGGAAAAAUUAAUCAAUACAACAAUAAUAACAAAUAUGUGUAUGUAAAAAAUUUAAAUUCUCACGCUUUAUUUCAGAAAUAGUAUACAUAAAGCUAUACCUAUAUAAA